CUGACCUGAUCCUUGAUGUCAAUUUCUCAUUUCCCUCAUUCUCUAUUGCUCUUUAGUAAAUUUGGCACAGCUAUAGUUGCUUCUGGUCAUCAUAUUCAGUCUGUCGAUACGAGCACAGGCACUGUAAUAUCUUCUACGGUCAACGCCUCAGAUGAACUCAAAAACUCCUUAUCGAAAUCUGGUCCCAUAAGGUUUAUUGCAGUCGAUCACUCUUGGAAACAUCUCCUCACCCUUUGCGACGAUAAAAAACUGAAAGUUUGGAAGGUGGAGGGACUCGAGCUUUUACACGAGAGAGAACUUCCAAAAAGACCUACCAGUGCUUCUUUUACUGCGGAUGGUCAGACUAUCGUUGUCGCUGACAAGUUUGGGGAUGUGUUUAGUUACACUCUUCACCCAUUGCCAGUAGAAGAAGUACCACCCUCUCAGCCACAGGAAGAUUCCACGACUACAGUGCCUAACGUUGAGCCAGAACAACCACAGUCCGGUUCCAAGAGGAAACGAAAGUCCAAGAAACCAAAACGACACGAAAACCCUCCGCAUGCACGGGACUCUGUGGAUUCACACACGAAUCCUUCAGGUGGUACCCUCGUCCUCGGCCACACUUCCCUCCUUACGACCUUCAUAUUCAGCCAAGAUGAAAAGUACAUCAUCACAGCGGACCGAGACGAGCACAUCCGUAUCAGCUGGUAUCCCCAAGGAUAUAUCAUUGAAUCAUUCUGUCUUGGGUGUUCACAAUUCGUGUCUUGUUUACACAUCCCGAAAUCUAAGCCGAAUAUACUCAUUUCUGGCGGUGGAGAUCCUGAACUCAAAGUCUGGGAUUGGCUCUCUGGAAAGUUAAAAUUCAACAUUCCGGUCUCGGAUUGUGUCAAGGAAUACAUUAAAGUCAAGGCUCAACCGUAUGUGCGGAAGAAAUUUAAAAGGGGGAACAUCGAAGCAGCAGACGGAGACGACGACGGCGAAGGCGAAAAUGAAGAGGAUAGGAAUCCUAGGGGCGAGGCGGAUCUCGCUUCUGUACCACUAUCGGGGACAAAUACUCCCACUGUUGGAGAUUCUUCGGCGCAUGAUGAGGAGACUAUUGUUGUAGUUCAAAAUAUUGAGACGGUUGAGAAGGAAGGGAAAUUAUUCAUCAUUUUUAGUGUUGUGGGAGCGACUGCCCUUUUUACUACAGCCUUCCCGGAAGCUCCUUCUGACUCUCUGACUAUCCAUGCUUUCGAUUUUGGACACCCGGUGCUGGACUUUACGCUCGAUCCGACCGGUUUCGUUUGGGCUACGAUCGACCGUAACUUGACUGAAGGUAGUGUAUCCUGGGAUGGUAGAACUAUUCCAGUAGAUCCUUCAUAUUCGUCCUCAUCCUCUACACACCCACCGGUGAGGGUGGUUGAAGUCGGGAGUGAGGGAAUUAUUGCGGAAUCGUCGGCAGCUGUUGAAUCCUCCAGGGCGUUGCUAGAAGCUCUCACUACGACCUGCCUUCUUCCAUGCUCACAGUCCGCUCUAUCAACACUCAACUUUUAUUCUUCACUGACUUCACUUCCUAAAAACAAUCGUGGAGGCGAGGACGGUGAUGAUGGUGACGGAGGUGAAGAUGACGGUGUAUCUAAACAAGGACAGAAGAAACAGAAGCAAAAACAAAAACCAAAGCAGAGUGAAAGAGAUUUAGGUGCUGGCAGAGGAAAGAAGGAGGAGGGUAAGAUGAAGAGUAAAAUCGCUGUUUUAGAGAAGCAGAGGCAGAUACAAGGGCAAGGAGAGACUAUAAAGGAAGCGGACAGAGAGACGAAGAGACUGAGAUCAGAAGUCGAUGAAACGACGGAGGAGAAUGGAUUGGUUGACGUUGAGAUGGAGGAGACCAGGGGGUGAUUUGAACGGUGGUGAAGUCCCAACAAGAAGUAUAAGGGAUGCGAUGUGGAGUUUGACUCGGAUGCGCUGAGUUGGACCAGCGAAGACGACCGAAUAUUGACCGGUAGCUUGUAAAGGAGGGAAAACCUUUUCAAUAUUCAUAUUGAGCGACAGAGACC
Messenger RNA from Marasmius oreades (fairy-ring Marasmius), 2012 nucleotides. RefSeq lists its product as uncharacterized. Gene Ontology annotation, biological process: RNA (guanine-N7)-methylation. The transcript is spliced from 8 exons. The record is from RefSeq and is a predicted model, not a curated record. Lineage: Eukaryota; Fungi; Basidiomycota; Agaricomycetes; Agaricales; Marasmiaceae. Gene Ontology annotation, molecular function: protein binding; tRNA (guanine(46)-N7)-methyltransferase activity. Gene Ontology annotation, cellular component: cytosol; nucleus; tRNA methyltransferase complex. The coding region runs from base 16 to 1854 and encodes 612 amino acids.